AUGCGUGCCUACUUCAUGUUCUUCUCCUAUCUUGGGCUCUGCUUUUCUCUGAGCGUCUUUAUCAUCUAUAAGCUCGUCCAGAAAUACAAUGUGCUAUCAAGAUCUACCACAGGCCGUCUUCCAGCAAAAGCACACAUACGAACAUUUGCUAUACUGGCCGCAUUGAGCCUUUUCACUACGUGGUACUACAUGUCCAACUACUUCCGUGUUUCUUACCAGGCAUGGGCUAUGUGGCGAUCUCGUUAUGAGAUCAGUCAAGAUAAGAUGCAUUGGGGACUGUGGCUAAAGGAAACUUCACUUUUUAGAGAAGCUUGGGAGACCAUUGUUGUGGGCAACGCGCGCUACUGGUGGUCACACCAAAUCUUCUUCUUCGCAUCCGGGCUGGGCUUGAGCCUGGAAGAGAGAGGAGUCCGCCGUGGCAUCAAGUAUACGUGGGCGUUUAUGCUGCUUGGCCAGAUCGUUUCGGUCAGCUUCGCCACGAAUCUGUAUCUGCUCACCCUGCUUCUAACCCCUUCAUCGCCACCUCCUUCGACCUCAACUGGCAUCUAUCGAAGAAAGUGGCUAGGCCCGUGGCUAAUCAACCUCCUUUCUAUCGUUUUCACCAUCUGGCCGGCAUAUCAGCUCGCCGAUGAGCAUUACUGGUACCACCAGACAGAAUUCAUGCCCAUGCUGCUGACGGCCCAUGUUGCGCUCCUUGUCAUGCCGCUUCUUCGCGCAGUUGUUCCCUCGAAGUAUCUGUCCGAUUCCAACGUGGAAUUCGCAGGCACAGUGUACAAAUUCCUCUGGGCUGCCAACAACUUUGGUGGUGGUUUGCUGUUCACUAGGGUGACCGCCACGGCUUACAAGUUUAGCGGCCCGCGCGGCGUCUGGCAACAGCUAUGGGAGCACCCAGCCGUCAGCAGUGUAGCAUUCGAUGCCAUCUUCUGCUGGAUCACCUGGGGUACGUGGUGGGCUAUUCAAAUGCGAACCAUCAGCACUACACCCGCGCUCGACGAUGACGAGAAAGAAGGCGAAGGGACGGGUGUGGGCUCCGGGCGAGCUGAUGUGGUCCCUGAGAACAACGGUGCGAUGCGACGGCGGUGA
Didymosphaeria variabile is the source of this 1083-nucleotide messenger RNA. RefSeq lists its product as uncharacterized. The transcript is spliced from 2 exons. The record is from RefSeq and is a predicted model, not a curated record. Lineage: Eukaryota; Fungi; Ascomycota; Dothideomycetes; Pleosporales; Didymosphaeriaceae. The coding region runs from base 1 to 1083 and encodes 360 amino acids.